This is a messenger RNA of Drosophila willistoni, 828 nucleotides long. Its product is annotated as basic salivary proline-rich protein 2. Bases 1 to 828 code for a protein of 275 amino acids. NCBI's taxonomy places the organism in Eukaryota, Metazoa, Arthropoda, Insecta, Diptera, Drosophilidae. The transcript has a single exon. The record is from RefSeq and is a predicted model, not a curated record.
AUGAGCUCAAAACUAGCUUUUUGCUCAUGGCUGGCUCUGCUUCUUGGCCUGGCAGUGGCCCAGCAGUUUUCUGUCUAUUCCCUGGAUCAACUGGAUGAUGCACAAGAUGGCAGUUUGGAGCAGCUGAACAAUAACUUCGAUGGACAGGAGGCCAACUACUAUAGAGGAUUCUUUAGCAGCGGCAGCGGCAGCGGCAGCAGCAGUGAUCCCUUUGCCAGCGGUGGCAAUCUGGUUGUGACUAUUCCCUCGAAGGGAAGUUCAUCGUCCAGUUCGGGAUCGAGUUCCUCCGGAUCUUCUAGUUCAAGCAAAAAGAAGAAGAAGAAGAAUAAGAAGCCAAGUCCAGACUAUCAAUAUGGACCCUAUCCACCACCACCGUAUGGAUACUAUACCUAUCCCUAUGGUUAUCCCUAUUACCCAUACUAUCCACAACCACCACCACCACCACCACCACAUCAGCAUCAUGGCACCAAACCCGGUACUGGAACCCCUCCUGAAGCUGGAACUGACCCUGAAAGUCCUGCACCACCCCCGAGCAAUGGUCACGGUUCACCUCCCAGUAAUGGACACGGAUCAAAUCCCGAUCAUGGACACGGAUCAAAUCCCGAUCAUGGACACGGGUCAACUCCCGAUCAUGGACACGGGUCUUCUCCACAUCAUGGCCACCCUCCAUAUCCACCUUACUAUCCUCCAUAUCCCUAUCCACCUCCUCCUCCACCACCACCAAGGCCAAAGCCAGACUCUGGUGAGGAUGACGAUGACACUCCAACAAGACCCCAAACAACCAAAAUCUGCAAAAAGAUCAUUCCUCUGGGACUUGUGUGCUUCUAA